Drepanopeziza brunnea f. sp. 'multigermtubi' MB_m1 is the source of this 306-nucleotide messenger RNA. NCBI's taxonomy places the organism in Eukaryota, Fungi, Ascomycota, Leotiomycetes, Helotiales, Drepanopezizaceae. The record is from RefSeq and is a predicted model, not a curated record.
AUGGCCGAUCAAGCAAUUGGACUUUCAAGUAAGGAGUCCAGCCGACAAAGAACAAUAAAGUAUUAUACCCUUCAAGUCUUAUCACUACCUACGGAACCCCCAGCUAUUCAGCCAAAAGGACCAUUAUACCUAGGACUCCUAAGCCUCUCGAAAGGACUAAACGAUAAGAUGUCGAGCAUCUCAUUUAAUCUAAACGAGCUACUAUACGCAAGGCCCGAUAAUAAGAUUACAGCCCGAGCAAUACCUCAAAGAACACUUGCUGUCCAAAGGCGUAUGGUGCCCCCCAAAGCAAAAAGGCUACGCUAA